AUGGCGAGAGCUAAUCAAGGGGAAAUCGAGACUUUCAUGAGCAUCACCGGCGUUUCUGAGGCCACUGCUGUUCAGAAACUUGAGGAGCAUCAUGGCAACCUCAACGAAGCUGUUAAUGCACAUUUCAGUGCCAGGGACAGAAACAUAACAAAUCAGGCAUCUUCUGUGGCUCCUCAUGACGAUGAUAUGGACAUUGAUGAUCCAAUCCAAGUUGAAUCCCAUAUACCUCCUUUCUCGUUGCCACUGUCCACUAGAGAUGCGAAUACUUUUUCUCUACUUGGUCCCAACUUUACCGGAAGUAUAUUUGAUAGGGGAACUGAUUUUACAAGUGGUUCACCUUCUGUGUCACAUCCAAGAGAAGUGAGGCGGAUUCCUAUUGAAGUGAAAGAUGGGAAUGGACCAUUGGGUGAUUCUGGUAGUGCUCCUACUAUUGAAGAUGUCACUGAAAGUGCCCGAGAUCAUGGUCCAGAAACCCAAGGGACUGUCAUAAUUGACGAUGACGAAGUCAAUGUUCCUAAUGGUCCUAUGAGUGCUCCCACUAUUGUUGAUGAGGCCGACUACAAUAAGGAUAUAGAAGAAGAAAUGGUUCGGGCAGCUAUCGAGGCUUCUAAGCAGGAUGCUGCUAUGUCAGAGCAGCAACUUGCCAAUUACAGUGAUCUUAGGGAUUCCAUGCCUCAGCCAAGGCAGUCGCAUCCAGAAGAUGCCGAAUUUGAUCAUGCGGUUUCAUCAUCGCUGAAGACAGCAGAGCAAGAGAAAGCAUUGCAGGAAGGAAAAAUUGGAGCAUUAGACCUGGAAGCUGAGAAAUCAACUGAGAUGGAGGAGCUGGGGAAAAUAAAAUCCUCAAGUGGAAGGCAAUCUGGAUUGGAGAUUGGAAGCUCUUCCAUCCAAAAUGAAGCAGAUGUAGAAGAGCAGCCGCUAGUUAAGCAAAGGCAUAUGUCCUCAGAUUCUUUUGAAGGAGUUGAGGUUACCCCACCACCAAGUCAGCAUGAUAAUCUUCAUCAGUCGCAGCAGAAUGGAAGUGUCUUUCCCUCUGAUGAGUGGGGUGGCAUCUCAUCGGAGGAGCAUGAUGAAGCUGUAAUGCUUGAGGCUGCAAUGUUUGGUGGGAUUCCUGAAGAGAGUGGGUAUAACUUCCGUUAUUCACCUCAUGAGCUCAUACAUAAUGAUUUCGAUAGAAGUAUGGGUCUUCACCGAAGGAAUAUACCUCGUCCUCCCUCACCCUCUCUUACUGCUCAGCGGUUGAUUCGAGAACAACAGGACGACGAAUUUCUUGCUGCAUUACAAGCUGACAGAGAGAAGGAAUUGAAGGCCAAGGAAGAUGCUGAAGCUGUUAUUGCAGAAGAGAGACACAAAGAGGAGGAAAUGCAUAGGAGACUGGAAGAGGAACGGGAACUCGAGAGACAAUUAGCUGAAAAAGAAGCUUCCCUUCCUCUGGAACCAACUCCAGAUGAUGACAAUGCUGUUACCCUUCUUGUGAGGAUGCCCGAUGGCAGUCGGAUGGGUCGGCGUUUUCUUAAGUCAGACAAUCUGCAGUAUCUUUUUGACUUCAUUGAUGUUGGCAGAGUGGUCAAGCCUGGUACUUACAGAUUGGAACUCGAGAGACAAUUAGCUGAAAAAGAAGCUUCCCUUCCUCUGGAACCAACUCCAGAUGAUGACAAACUGGAACCAACUCCAGAUGAUGACAGUGCUGUUACCCUUCUUGUGAGGAUGCCCGAUGGCAGUCGGAUGGGUCGGCGUUUUCUUAAGUCAGACAAUCUGCAGUAUCUUUUUGACUUCAUUGAUGUUGGCAGAGUGGUCAAGCCUGGUACUUACAGAUUGGUAAGGCCAUAUCCUCGGCGUGCUUUUACUGUUGGCGACAAUACCUCUACUAUGAAUGAACUGGGCUUGACCAGCAAACAAGAAGCCUUGUUGGAAUUCGUGAUGCCAUGGGCAAUUCGUUUUAUUGGCCGGACCAGUCAUUGCCACGAAUUGCUUCAUGGUUGGGCUAGGCCUGAAAAUCAUAAAGGGAGUAUGGUCAUAUUUUCAGCCUGA
Fraxinus pennsylvanica is the source of this 2028-nucleotide messenger RNA. The record is from the annotation of a GenBank genome assembly. Lineage: Eukaryota; Viridiplantae; Streptophyta; Magnoliopsida; Lamiales; Oleaceae.